AUGAUUUUUUUCUUUCUUGAUAAACCUUUCUCUGAUCCGAAAAGAAUUUCAUUGUUCUUCAUGGUAAAGAAAUCUUUCUUUGGUUUUGAUCAGUGCCAACAAGUUGGCUUCAUUUGGACUCUUUCCUCACUUCAUUUUGGCUGGCGGCUUGUUGGCACUUUAACAAUUUCUCUUGUAAAUGAAUUCAGUCAGAAUCAAAUGGACAAUCUAUCUAUGACCACCACUACUACAACGACUACGUGUGUCUUGAGCAGUAGUAGCAGUUUUAGCAACAACGGACUCCUCAGCAGCAACAGUCCAAUCACCAGUGCAGUGACCAGCAACUCACCCACACCUGCCACUACCCUCAGUGCAAACAAAUCGCCCCCAAUUGUUGCCCCGACCAGCACCACUACUGCCACACCUGCUGUUGCUGUCAUUCCUACGACAGUCCCUUCCCCUGCAAAUUCAACCAGCCUAGUGGUAGCGCCAACCAUCACCCCGACUAACUCACCCAUUUGUACUACAAUUGUGACAACAGUUUCUGUUAUCUUACCUCCCCCGCCAACAAUAAAGAGCCCCUCGCCACAGCCUAAGACUGCUUCGAUCCAGCCACCUCUACCGCCAGUGCCAGCUAUUGUUCGUGAGCCCCCAAAACGAACGCCACCAUCUCCUAGAGCUCCACCUCGGCGCGAAGAUCCUGUCCUUACAAAAGAGAAAGAACCUUUGCCAUACAUCUCCAAGAGUUCUGUUGGGUGGACCAGUCCUAGUGCUCAGCAACUCUACUCGUCUGCGUUGCCCAUCCCACAACCUCCGAACCUCCACUUGACAUCCCUGAGCUCCUUACACAGUCACACGCCAUCAUUCUCCCAUCAUCCCUCAGCUCCUCCACCGCCGCCGCCGCCACCGCCGCCGCCUCCACCCCCUCCUCCUCCUCCGCCACCACUACAUCCGCACCACUCUUCCGCUGGUCAUCCGGGCCCCCACAGUAUGUUUGCAUCCCCUCUACCUCCUCCACCAAGUUUGACCUCUACUGCCUUGCAAGUCCCAGCCAACGUACAGAGCCACUUCACAGACUCUAUGCCUUUCCAAGCAACUCGCCCUCCAUCAUCGAAGCAGUGCGAGCAUUUGGAUUUGCCUGGCGGCAUGUGUCCGUCUGCUAUAAGUCCAUAUUUACACCCUGAAUAUUUGCCACGUGAAGUGAGUAAUCGAUUGCUGGCCCAUGACCGACCGGCUCAGUUGGGGCCUGCUUCAUACAUGAGGACAGAAAUGCAUCAGCAUCAACAUCAACAUAUGCAUCAACACCAGCACACCCACCAACAUACGAUUGGUUUGACUCCACCCUUCUCGCCAUCUCUCGUACCCAACAAUGCACAACAUCUGGCCAAGUUGGUACCUCAAGCAGCCUGGUGUAAACGAUCUGAACGUCCCGAACUUAACUCUGCAGGCUCUCAUUCGUUUGAUAAAAUUCCGAGGUACGAACCAUCAUUUUAUCGGCAAAAUAUCCCAGGUCUUAGUUUUCAUGGAUUACCUUCAUUGCUAACACCAGCCGGACCUGGUCCUGGACCUUUAAACACUGGUAUUCCAGGCGCCUUUCAACCAAAGACGAUCAACCCUAGCAGUUUAUCUUCAGAUCCAGGUUUGUUAUCACUUCGUGAACGUGUAAAACCAGGUCCUUCUCCUGUAACCCCAAAGAAAACGGGCAAAUGGUGUGCUGUUCAUGUCCAGGUGGCAUGGCGUAUUUACCAUCACCAACAGAAACAGCACGAGGCUCAGAAAGGUGGGGCUGACACGAAACCCGUGAUAGACCCUCUACGGUCACCAAGCCAUUUGCUUCCUAACAGUAGUAUACAUCGGCCCCCUGACCUGGGUACCAGUGCUCAACAAGCUCUCCUAGGUACCCUCAUCGGAUCUGCCAGACCCUCUUUUGACUCAGGACCUACACACCACAGCAGCUUUUUAAACCCUGCACAUAUAGCAAGUGUCUCACCUUUUGCCCGGCCAUCACCGUACAGUGUUGGAUUCCCUGGUUUACCAGGUAACAGUUUGUUCAAUGGUAGCCGAGAAUUGUCCAGCAUGUCAACUUUAUCCCCAGAAUGGAACAGAUUACACAAAACGCCAUCAUCAUUCCCAACACCCCCAUCAUGGCCUAAGACUGAUGUCGAGCGUGAAAGGGAAAAAGAGAGAGAAAGAGAGCUUGGUUUACAUGACAGGAGAAAAGAGGAAGAGAGAGAAAGAGAGAGAAGAAAUUUGGAAAGACUUACCAGCCUUGACAUGGACCGUGGAAGAGACAAGGACAGAGCCGAUCGAUAUCGUGAGGCAGAGAGGAGAAGAUCUCGUUCCCGGUCUCGUUCACCUAUUCGCAAUGGCCGUCUUGAACCGCCCAAACAAGACCUAAUGGAUAAACGGCACGAUGAUAAGUCAAGCCUGAAAAUCAAGGAGGAACGUCGUGAUGAAGAUGUACAUCUCCUCGAACGUGAUAAACUGCUUAGAAAUAAUGAGUACCUGUUUGCCUCUCUUCCACACACGACAACCGCAAUGCCUGUAAACAUGCUGGAACGUGCCCGCAUGCUUGGCCCUCGAUACUACAAUAAUGAAAGGCCGCAACUCGGAGUGUGGAACCCCUAUGAUAAGGGUUUCGAUAUGUCACACCGGUUGGAACUGCGUGAAAUUGAACGUGAGCGUGACCAUCUGAUGGGAGCACGCUUCAAUCCUAAUGACCUUUACUUCAGGGAGAGAAUGUUCGAUCGGAUGCCUAUUUUUGAUCGAGAACGAUAUGAAUACGAGGCUAAUAAAUUACCGGCUCUUCGGCCAGUUGAUCCCUUAUCUGUUGGACACUUUCCUCGCACUGUGAGUCCGAUGGUGAAUCACUCAAGUAAAAGCAAUUCACCGGCCAGUAUCCCAGGUGCCCCACCCCCUUUGAUCCCUUCAUCAAGUACAUCACAUCCAAGAAGUCAUACAAAUUCCCCGGCCAGUUCGAAGUCUAAGGCCAGUAGCCCAUUGGACAAUGUCAGUGAACUCAAAGAUAAAAGAGACACUCAUUCAAGCUCAACUGACCCUGAUACACAUUCAAGAUAA
Acanthosepion pharaonis is the source of this 3057-nucleotide messenger RNA. Lineage: Eukaryota; Metazoa; Mollusca; Cephalopoda; Sepiida; Sepiidae. The record is from the annotation of a GenBank genome assembly.